Rhodamnia argentea is the source of this 926-nucleotide messenger RNA. RefSeq lists its product as uncharacterized. Bases 135 to 893 code for a protein of 252 amino acids. Lineage: Eukaryota; Viridiplantae; Streptophyta; Magnoliopsida; Myrtales; Myrtaceae. The record is from RefSeq and is a predicted model, not a curated record. The transcript is spliced from 4 exons.
CCACAGCGGUAGAUUCUCGCAAUUGCUGUUGGGAAUUUGAAAUUGGGGCUUUCUGCGCAAAGGGAACUGUUUCGAUCCUCCAAUUUGUCAGCUUGGCGCGUAACCCCUUGAUCGGCCGAUCGAAUUCGGGUCCAAUGGAUUUGGAAACGGAAAACAGAAUAGCUGCAAUCCUUAUGAAAGAAGCAGCGGAGUUUCGUCGACAAGCUGAGAAAGAAGGUGCACUUGCCUAUCUUAGCAAGUCCUCUGUUAAGACACAGCCCAAUUCGAGGUUUCUCACCGCAACUGUUCUUGGGGUGCAACAAGCCAAUAAAGCUGUGGAAGUGAACGAAAUGUGGCGACUGCGUCAGAAGGAGCUGGAGCUUGAUAAUCGGAUCAAAGGAAGAUCAAGAGAUGAGAGCAGCAGUAGGAGAGACCGUAAGGGUGCUAGUUCUUCGAGGAGCACCAGCACUAGGCAUGAUAUAGAUGAUUACAGUGCUGAACCUUCAUGUUCUCAAAGUAGAAGUGCACAUGAAAGUCGCCUUAAAAGAGGAGAUGAAGGUUUGGGGGAUGAAGAGAUUGAAGAGUUUCUACACUCAAGGGUCAAGCGCGGAAGAGGCGGAAUAGGGUCGAGGAUAGAUGAAACAGGUCCUUACCUUCCGUCUUGCCCAGGUUCCAAGGAAUUAUCUCCAAGUCCCGAGUUUAGGGAAGCACGUGUAACGUAUGGGCCAGAGAAACCAUAUUCACUUAUGGUUUCUGGAUCACCCAAGGAGGACGGUCAUAAAGACAGGCAUAAGAAGGCGAAGAAGGUCCACUCUGGCUCGAGCAGAAAACACACCAGUAAGCACAGAUCUGAAGGAAAGUCUAGGAAGAAGAGAGAGAGAGGAGCAAACAAAAAAAGUAGUUUGAAGAUGUAGUAGCUAAUGUUAUUACUUCUGGGGCGCUUUGCA